Molecule: messenger RNA, 6717 nt
Organism: Oncorhynchus tshawytscha (Chinook salmon)
Lineage: Eukaryota; Metazoa; Chordata; Actinopteri; Salmoniformes; Salmonidae
Product: GRIP and coiled-coil domain-containing protein 2-like
Exons: 23
Coding region: 380-5305 (1641 amino acids)
Biological process (GO): late endosome to Golgi transport
Cellular component (GO): Golgi apparatus
Source: RefSeq, a predicted model, not a curated record
CUGCUUCUGUGUUGGAGGUUGCCUCUUGUAAUGAACCUCAUGGACUUAUAAUUGACUAUCUGCGACUGCUCUUCUCUUUUGUUCACCUGGAAAUUCCUAGUGCAGUGUAUAAAUAAUUAAUGUUACUUUGAAACAACAAAAAUAUACCGUUUUCACUGUUAUACAAUCUGAAGUCCGGCAGGCACUAUCGAUUACGUUCGCUGUGACGUACGGACGUUGUUUGACGAAGUCGGAAAUGAAUUGAAGCUUAGUGUUGGACAUCAAAAUAGUGAAAUGCUUUAGUUUUCAAAUCGUACCAUUCAGUAACCUAUUGCAGAUAUUCAGCUACACAGACUACCGAUUCCGUUAACGAUUGGCUAGUUACAUUGCUUCGAUCAGGAUGGAGCAGGACACUGUCCCGGAGUCUGUGGCCUCACCACCUUCAGGUGCAGCAAAAUCAAAGUUGGACACGUUGUCCAAGGAUGACCUCAUCAAGUUUGCCAAGAAGCAGAUGGCUGCCAUCCAGAAGAUGAAGUCCAAAUGUGCAGAUUUGGAGAAGGAAGUUGACACCCUCAAGUCUCAGCCAACAGGCAAUUCAGACGAAUCCGUCAUACAGGAGCUGACUGAGAGGAUGAGUGCCUUGCUGCUGGAGAAGGCUGAGACCCAGCAGAGUGCAGUGUUACUGCGGAAGGAGAAUGAGAAGGUCAAGCAGUGGGAACAGGAUGCAGUAAGAAAACUGGCCACCCUGCAGGGAGAGUUGAACCAGGCCAAGGAAGACCACCAGGAAAAGAUGGCCACUUUUGAGAAGACCAUGCACAUAUCCCAGGCCAAACAUAAAGAAGAAGUCGAAUUCUUUCAGAGGCUUCUGAGAGAGAAAGACGAGAGUGACAGAGAGAAAGAGAGCGAAAGAGAGAAAGAAAAGCAUAGGGAAAGAGAAAAAGAAGAUACAAACGACAGUGUAGAAGCUGUUAGUCACAGCCUGGAGUUGCAGAUCUUGAGUCUGCAGACAGAGCUAGCUGCAGCGGUGGAGCGAAGUGCCCAGGAGGCUGCAGUGCUGCAGGAUGACCACCAGAGGGCGCAGACAGAGGCCCAGCAAGAAGUAGAGAACCUACGAGAAGAGUUGGCCCAGCAUAGCAUGCAACAUGAAGAGGAGCUGAGAGCUCUGGAGGAGGACUUUGAGAUGGAGAGAGAGAGACUGCUUCUCCUCCAAGAGGAGCUCAGUGAGCAGCUCGCUCUCAAAGACAGUUUCUUGCAGGAUGUGCAGGAGGAAGAGGAGGAGCCUAGCGGCCGCAGCUCGGGGAUAGCCAGGAUGUUGGAGCUGUCUGGUUUAAGUCAGAUUGAUGCCAGUGAUGGAGAGACGGAGACUGGACAGCUCCGAUCCGCCUUGGAGGACCUGCAAUCCCAGAAUACAAUGCUGCAAGACGAACUGACCUUCUUGGGCAAUGUGAAGACUCAACUGGAGGCGGAGCUUGAGAGGAUGAGGGAGGAGUUUCAGACAGAGAAGGAAGAGCUAGAAUUUAAGAUCGAUGAGUUGCUGAUGACCCGGGAGGGUGCGACCCCUGACCUGAAUAUGACCCCUUACCGAGACCCUCUGAGCCCAGCAACCCCCAAGUGUGACCUUCAGGAGGUUCCAGCCCUCACUCAGCUCCAGCAGAGUGGGCCACAGAGAGAACCAGCGUACAGCCUGCCUGCCAGCUCUGCUAGCCCCUCCAGCCCUUUCCCUGACACAGACCACCAGAGUUUGACCCUGGAAGAACAGCAGAGACUGAUCCUAGAGGUCCAGGAGCUGAGGACCCAGUGUGAGACCUUAGCUAGAAAGAAUACCCAGGCGGUGGGUGAAUGUGAGUCUCUAGCCAAAGAGAGGUGCCAGGCAGUGGAUGAAUGUGAGUACCUAGCCAGAGAGAGGGGGCAGGCGGUGGCUGAGUGCGAACACACCAGAGACAUCCUGAGAGGCCUGGAGACUGAGCUAGGUCAGAGGACUGGGGACUUCGUCAGACAAUAUGAAGCUAUGAAGGAACAGGGGGCGUCAGCGAUCCAGGAGCUACAGGAGAGAGUCAGAGGGCUAACUGAGGAGAAAGAGAGUCUGGUAGAGAAGUUGAGAGUGCUGAAUGAAAACAGAGAAAGCCUAUUGGAGGAGGUCCAGGGCCUGGAGAAGAGGCUGGAGAGCUUCCUGGAGCAGACACAGGCAGCCGAGGGGCUGAACGAGCAGCUGCAGACUUCUCUGGAGGAGAAGACAGAAUUAGCUCUCGAGUUUAAGACCUCUCUGGAGGAGAAGACUGUGUUAGCCUCUGAGCUAAAGGCCUCUCUUGAGGAGCAGACAGCGUUAACCCUCGAGCUAAAGGCUUCAGUGGACGAUCUGAGCAGGCAGAAUGGGGAGAUCCUCUCUCAGCUACAGAUGAAGGAGAGUGCUGUUCAGGAGUUGGAGGAUUCACUCAAUGUGGUGAGCACAGAGAGGGACCAAACACUGUCAGCACUGCAGGAGAUGGAGGUGGUGAGGCUGAGGGAGGUGGAGGGGAGGCAAGGCCAAAGAGAAAGGGUGGCUGAGCUACAGGCUCGUAUAGAGGAGCUGGAGAAGGAGAAGAGCCUGCUGAAGAACAGCCUAGGGGAGGUGCAGGGGAGCCCAGGGGAGGAGGUGGAGGAGCUACAGACUCGUAUAGAGGAGCUGGAGAAGGAGAGGAGCCUGCUGAAGAGCAGCCUAGGGGAGGUGCGGGGGAGCCCAGGGGAGGAGGUGGAGGAGCUGCAGGCUUGUGUAGAGGAGCUUGAAAAGGAGAGGAACCUCCUGAAGUGUAAUCUGGGGGAGCUGGUGGGAGAUACUGAAGCUCUACAGAGAGACCUGGUAGAGAUGAAACUUGCCAAUGAGAAGAUGAGAACAGAGAAUCAGGAAUUAUUGGCCCAGGUCAGCAACGCUACAGAGACACUGGCAGACAAAGAGAGGGAGCAGAAGGUGGGAGGAGAGACGGAGAGAGAGGAGGAGGAAAAACAAGAGGAGAGGAGAGCGCUACAACAGCAGCUAACAGAAAAGGACAAAGUCAUAUCCCAGCUGAAGAGUGAGUUGGCUGUCCUGCAGUCUACAGCCUCCACUGUCUCAGAGGAGAACACAGCCGUAGAGUUCACUGAGAAAAUCGCCCUGCUGGAGAAGGAAAGCAAAGAGAAGAAUGAGAGGAUGAAUAAGAUCAAGGCGGUGGCUGUGAAAGCCAGGAAGGAGCUGGACACCAGCAGGAAAGAGGCUGUGUCUCUGAAGGAGGAAGUGGAAGUGUUGAAGGCUGAGCGAGAGAAAGUGACCAGCUCAAUGAAAGACAUCAUUCAUGGAGCAGAGGGAUACAAGAACUUACAGUUGGACUACGACAGACAGACAGAGCAGCUGGAUAAGGAGAGAGAGAAGGUGGAGGGAGCUGAGAAACAGAUCUCCGAGCUGACCAAACGACUCAACACCGCCGUACAACAGCAUGAGCAGCUGUGGUCGGAGAGAGAGGACCUGAUGACUGGAAUGGAGACGCUGAGGAGCACGGUGAGACAGAUGGAAGGACAGACAGCAGAGCUGCACAGGCAGACAGACACCCUGAACAGAGACCAUCAGGCUGAGAGACUACUGAAGGAACAAAAGACAAAGGAGCUGUCGUCGUUGCAGAAGGAGGUGGAGGAGUUGACCGCUCAGCUCCACAGACAGAAGCAGCAGUCUCAGCAGACUGCACGGGAGCUGGAGCAGCUACGCAAGGAGGCCCAGCAGAGCUCGUUGUUGGACAUGGAGAUGGCAGACUAUGAACGCCUGGUCAAAGAACUCAACACCAACCUGUCAGAGAAGGACGUGUGUGUGGAGGAGCUGAAAACACAGAUACACACACACACUCAGAAAGAAGACACACUCAACCAGGAGAUUGAGGGUCUGAAGUCCCAGCUGGACCAGGGGGAGGACAAGGGCGCCAAGAUGAAACAGCUGCUGGUGAAAACCAAGAAAGAUCUGGCGGACGCCAAGCGGCAGGAAGCCUCUCAGAUGAUGACCCUGGCCUCUCUGAAGGGAGAACUGGAGACCUACCAACAGGAGCUAGAGAACAGUAAGAUCCAAUGCUGUGACCUGUCUGGGGAGCGCCACCGGCUGCAUGAGCAGCUGAGGACUCUGACGGAACAACAGCAGAGAACAAGCAGCACCCUGCAACACCGACUGACCUCACUACAGCAGGAGUUCAACACUGCCAAGGCUGAGCUGUCAUUUGUCACUACUGAGUUUGACAGCUAUAAGGUCAGAGUUCACAAUGUCCUCAAACAGCAGAAGAACAAGAGUUCGGCCCAGAGUGACGGACACGCCACCAAACAGGAGAGAGAGCAGAUUGAGUCCAUGGUGGACCAGUAUAAAGCCAAGCUGCAGGACAGUCAGCAGAGUCUGGCGGUGAGCACUGCAGAGUUCCAACAGCUCCAGAUGGAACACGACACACUGCUGGAACGACACAACAAGAUACUGCAGGAGACCGUAACUAAAGAGGCCGAACUCAGAGAGCGACUCCUGUCUCUCCAGGCAGAGAGUAUGUCGCUGCGGACAGAGCUUGCCCAGACGGUGGGUCAACUUACCUCCCAGGCCGACGCCCAACGCUCAGGGUUCCGGGAGCAGAUCCGCCACCUUCAGGACGAACACAGAACUACAGUAGAGACCCUGCAGAACCAGAUGACCCGGCUGGAGAACCAACUAUUCACAUUGCAGAGCCAGACCGCUCCAGUCCAGACCAGUCGUAAGCCAGUGGUGGACCGCCGGACUGUGGACCAGGGGGCGAUGGGGGGGCUGGGCCUCAGUGACCUCCAGUCCAUGGCUAGAGAGGAGGGGGAGGGCAUGGAGACCACUGAGACAGAGUUCCUGUCCCUCCCACACACACCCCUACCCUCACUGGAGCAUCUACUCACCUCCCCAGACCCCAAACAGGAGCCGUUUGUGUGGCAGGUGGAGCCGACUAAAGAGGAGUUAAGUCAGAAGUUGGCCACAGCUACACGCAGUAUGGAACACAUGAACAUGCUACUGCAUGAGACAGAGGCUACCAACGCUGUUCUGAUGGAACAGGUCAAUCUGUUGAAGUCUGAGGUGCGUCGUCUGGAGCGUAACCAUGAGAGGGAGAAAAGUGUAGCCAACCUGGAGUAUCUGAAGAAUGUCCUCCUGCAGUUCAUCUUCCUGCAGUCAGGCAGCGAGAGACGGGCUCUACUCCCUGUCAUACACACCAUGUUACAACUCAGCCCUGAGGAGAAGAAUAAACUGGCUGCUAUCGCAAUGGGUGAGGAGGAGGUGGGAGGAGCUAAAGGCUCAGGAUGGACCUCCUACCUUCACAGCUGGUCUGGCAUCAGAUAAAGACAUCAACUACUGCCAUCUCACUACCUGCCUUCACUUUCAUCUGAUCAAUAUGUCUGAUCAACUGGAGUUAUUAAAAAGUCUUCAUAUAUUAUUCAUGAUCAUUAAUCUACUUGAAAUGAAGCAAGUGCUGACAGCAGCAAAACAAGCCAGUGUCUUUUAACUGUUUAGUUACUGGACCAGUGAUGAUUCCUCAAUGCCUCACAUUCAAUACUUUGUUUUUUACGACUGAAUUUGUAGCUUCGUAAUAAUCCGCUCCAUGCAGCGCCUAAGUUAAAAUGGUUAAUGAAGUGAACUAUGACUGUGAUGACACACUUAAGAUCUAAUGUAGAGUGGUUAAUCAACAAUUAUAACAAUUCACACCUGUUUCGAUGUAUCAAUAUUACAUACCAAAGAAUGCUAUGUUAAUAUGUAGGUACGUAGUCUGUAAUUAGUCAAUGUGUGUGUGUGUGUGUGUGUGUAUAUAUAGUAAUUAUGUACUUGCUGUGAAAUCACAAUGUUAUUGCAAUGUGGGGCUGCUUUUUUUUCAAGUUAACCAAACAUGAAGAAAGGGUACUGGAUAUCAAUGACUGGGUCAAAUUGAGGCCUCUGCUUUGUCGUCCUAUGGUUGUGCUUCAUAUCACAUCAUUUACAAACAGCUAUCUGCACUUGAAUUUACACAUUUGGUGGACUAGCACCAACUGUGACAUGUAUAGGAGUCACAUUAGGCUCUCAUUUACUAUGGCCUGAAAUUGUACUCUUAUUUCCCAUAUAUUGCACAAUAUUGGGAUAAAGUGCCGGUUCAGAUUUGGCUCGUCUCUUACCCAGAGUUAUAUGCUAAUGUCAUUGUUCUGUGUUGUUCCUAAGGCAUAUUAAUGAAUGAGGCCAGAUGGGGACAAGUAAUACAUGGGAAUAACUGAAUGUACUCGUAAUGAAUAAUUGUAUAUUUAAACUGGGAAAGUAUAUUGUUCGGCUAUAAAAUAUGAAUGAUUACUGAUGUUGAAAACUGGUGAGGGUGUCCAGUCCUCGCGGUUGACGUUGAUAUCCGCUCUGGCUUAAGACAUGAUUUAGAAAAGGACAAAUAAGUCAAAGUUAAGCAUACGUUUUAGGUCAACCAUUUUAUAUAAAAAGGAGACCUGCAAUCAGUAGCAAAACCACCAUUCUUUUUCAUAAGAGAUUAUUUAACUGUGAAUAAAGAUGACAAUUAAUAUAUAUGCUUUUUUUUAAAUACAUUUUUUUUUUACUUUCUUGGCCUGCCGCUACUCUUGUUCAUCUAAAAAUGUAAUGUCUCAUCUCAACUUUUUAAGUCACCCCAAUUAAAUGAAUUUGAGGUAAAUUGAUGUAAUAUUUGGUAAUUUAGAAAAAGUUCUAUCAUCUAAAGAAGUUACAGUAUAUACACUGCUCAAAUAAAUAAAGGGAACACUUAAACAACA